UAAUAUAUCUCUCUCUCUCUCUCCCUCUGUGGCCCUCUCUCUCUCGCGCUCGCUCUUGUGUUUGUCUGUAUGUAUUAAGUUACCACCCAAUCGAGCCCCAGUGUUCCCAAAUCUCCCUAUCAAUCAAUCCAUCUAUAUUCCUUUCCAUUCUCAUCUCUGUCUUUUCGCCCAAUUAUUCUCCAAUUGACAUAUACCAAAUCAAAAAGGUGAAUGAGUUGAAAUCAAGCGGAUUGCAGUGGUUUACAUCCAAUUUUAUCUAAACUGGAGUCCUUGAAAUGUUGGGGUUGAAUCGAAAUGGAAUUAACUUGAUUAGCUGCUUUUUUCACUUUUCGGAAUGGCAUCCUUUGGAAUAGCAAAGCUUAGUUAGGGCUUCUAGCCCUUUUCGGCAUCCCUCCCUGCUUAUAUAAUUAAGGGUCGGGGGAUCAGACAUAUCUACUGCAGUAUAUUUUAUUUCUUUAAAAGAAUCAAAGAUUCGCAUGUUUAUUAAGAGGUACUUUAUAGGAACAGCAACGGGAAUGGGUUGCUGUGGUUGCUUUGGAUUUUCAUUGGCUAAGCGGUCUAAAAAGAUGGCAGGGCCUACCGUGCCCUAUGGCAAUCGCUUGUCACAUGAGUUGUUGCUGGAUGAAGAUAUUGAAGAUGAAGAUGAUGAUUGUUCAUAUAAUGGCGAUAUAACUGAUACUUAUGAUGAUGGUGAUGUAACUGAUACUGGAAACGGGGAUGAUAGUGAGUUGCCUGUCACUGUAAAGCGAUCUGAAGACAUCAUUCUGUACAGAACUCAAAAUGGAUUAAUCUGCAGAGAGUUUCCUGUCAAGGAGACUCGGACAGUCAUCCGCUCCGAGGAUGAGGAUGGGAUCAAGACGGUUAAUGAGUACAUUCGUGAGUACAAGAUCGGCUCUGGUAGCUAUGGGAAAGUGGUUUUGUAUAGAAGUCGUGUUGAUGGGAAGCAUUAUGCGAUCAAGGCCUUUCACAAAUCUCACUUGUUAAAGCUCCGAGUAGCACCCUCUGAGACUGCCAUGGGUGAUGUUCUUCGUGAGGUUUCAAUAAUGAAAAUGCUGGAACACCCGAAUAUAGUGAAUCUUGUUGAGGUGAUUGAUGACCCCACAAUGGACUACUUUUACAUGGUUCUCGAAUAUGUUGAAGGCAAAUGGGUUUGCGAGGGUUCUGGUCCACCAGGCGGGCUAGGAGACGAUAUAGCACAGAAGUACUUGCGAGAUGUAGUUUCUGGGUUGAUGUAUCUACAUGCUCAUAAUAUCGUGCACGGUGAUAUUAAACCUGACAAUCUUUUGGUUACUGGUACUGGUACGGUAAAGAUAGGCGAUUUCAGUGUCAGCCAGGUUUUCCAGGAUGACAAUGAUGAGCUUCGACGCUCCCCUGGAACUCCUGUUUUUACUGCUCCUGAGUGCUGUUUAGGCUUAACCUAUCAUGGCAAAGCUGCUGACACUUGGGCGCUUGGAGUUACCUUGUACUGCAUGGUGCUGGGGAAUUACCCUUUUCUCGGAGAUACUCUUCAGGAUACAUACGACAGGAUUGUUAAUGAUGAAAUAGCACUUCCUCCUGACAUGAAUCCUUUGCUCAAGAGCUUGAUUGAGGGACUUCUUUGCAAAGACCCGAGGCAGCGGUUGUCUCUGGAAAAUGUUGCUGAUCAUCCUUGGGUAGUUGGAAAACAGGGGCCUAUUCCUCAAUAUAUUUGUUGUUGUAAACGUAACAAAGUAGGUGAAAGGUCUGAAAUGCUUUGAUAUGAGCUGGAGAAUACUAACAGAAAUGUCCAAGUCUGUUGUAUCUGUUUGUACAUUACCAGCUAGGUUUUAUCUCUUCCCCGCCCUCUCCUUGUGGUGAGUCAUCAAACUAGUAGCAGACAACUAUGCUUCUCAGUAUACCUUGUAGACUUGUACUAAUAGGUCCUCGAUUGAAUAUACUUUGAGUGGCCUUAAUUGCAACUUUGAAUAUGACCAAAAUUUUCUUUCAUUUAAUGGAUUAUCCUGAAUAUUCGGUUAUA
Molecule: messenger RNA, 1996 nt
Organism: Daucus carota subsp. sativus
Lineage: Eukaryota; Viridiplantae; Streptophyta; Magnoliopsida; Apiales; Apiaceae
Product: serine/threonine-protein kinase GRIK2
Exons: 13
Coding region: 477-1736 (419 amino acids)
Biological process (GO): intracellular signal transduction; protein phosphorylation
Cellular component (GO): cytoplasm
Molecular function (GO): protein serine/threonine kinase activity; ATP binding
Source: RefSeq, a predicted model, not a curated record